CGGUACCACUGUCUGCUUCCUUUUCUUAUCAUAAGAUGUGUCCUUAUCACCCAUUAGAAUUAUCACAUUUUCCGUUUACACUUGUGCGACAAAACAUUAUUGAUGAUGUUGUUGUGAACACCAACACUAACGAUUACAUUUCUUAGUUUAAAAUGGUGUGCGAGAAGUGUGAGAAAAAAUUGGGUGUGACAGCCACUCCCGAUCCCUGGAAACAAGGAUGUCGUAAUGCUAUCGAUACGAAUUCAGUAAGUAAACAGGACAACAAACAUUUACAAACUAUCGGAAAAAUCAAGACUCUGUCCGGCUCAAAAGUAUCUUCGAAAUCCGCACUCAAGACAGGAUCAUCUUCGGUUAUGUACUCGUUUGGUGCGUGCAGAAUAUGCAAACAGAAGGUCCACGAACCGGGCAGACAUUAUUGUCAAGGUUGCGCGUACAAGAAAGGCAUAUGCGCCAUGUGUGGCGUUCGCAUUUUGAACACUAAAUCUUAUAAGCAAUCUGCUACUUGAAAUAAAUUUAACCUGUCGCAUAAAACUUUAUUAAUUACAGCAUAACUGUAACGACUGAAAUAAUUUUAC
Messenger RNA from Melanaphis sacchari, 575 nucleotides. Its product is annotated as cysteine-rich PDZ-binding protein. Gene Ontology annotation, molecular function: microtubule binding; PDZ domain binding. The transcript has a single exon. NCBI's taxonomy places the organism in Eukaryota, Metazoa, Arthropoda, Insecta, Hemiptera, Aphididae. The record is from RefSeq and is a predicted model, not a curated record. Gene Ontology annotation, biological process: cytoplasmic microtubule organization. Gene Ontology annotation, cellular component: dendrite. Bases 153 to 506 code for a protein of 117 amino acids.